This is a messenger RNA of Saccharomycodes ludwigii, 840 nucleotides long. Its product is annotated as putative peptide hydrolase. The coding region runs from base 1 to 840 and encodes 279 amino acids. The record is from RefSeq and is a predicted model, not a curated record. The transcript has a single exon. Gene Ontology annotation, molecular function: single-stranded DNA binding. Gene Ontology annotation, biological process: DNA damage response. Lineage: Eukaryota; Fungi; Ascomycota; Saccharomycetes; Saccharomycodales; Saccharomycodaceae.
AUGUGCGGGAGAUAUGCUUUAUCAUACAAUGUUGAUCAAUUACCUCAGCAAAUAUCCAAAUACAAAUCAUUAAAUGAACCAAGCCUACCAAAAAUUGAUGAUGAUUCUAAAAAGGAUAAAGGAUAUAAUGAUCUUGAGAUAGCUACCAAGUAUAACACCAAAUCAUAUAACAUUGCACCAACGAAAUGCUGUCCCAUCCUAUUAGAACAUACCAAUGAAAUUUUACUCAUGAGAUGGGGGUUAAUACCAGCUUGGAGUGAAACCCCUGUAAAAUAUAAUACAUUUAAUGCAAGAAUAGAAAGUUUGAACAGUUCAAAAAUAUGGAAAACAACAAAAUCAAAAAACUAUUACUGUGCUGUUCCUAUGAGCGGAUAUUAUGAAUGGCACCAAUUGACUAAGCAACCAUACUAUGUUAGAAGAAAGGACGAGAAAAUUAUGUUUGUUGCUGGAUUAUACGAAAUUCAUGAAAAGAAAAGUGGUGAAAAAUCAUACAGUUUUACCAUAGUAACAUCGCCGGCUCCCAAAAAUUUAGAAUGGUUGCAUUUGCGAAUGCCAGUUAUCAUUGAACCUGGAUCUCAGAAUUGGGAAUCCUGGUUUAAAAAGGGUGAAUUACAUGAGCCUAAAUUUGAUGAUGAGCUGUAUGAAUGUUAUCCUGUUACUAAGUCUGUAGGUAACGUUAAAAACGAUAACAAGGGGCUAAUAGUUAAAGUAGAAAAUGACAGUUCAUCUAUUAGAUCUACACCUUCCUCUUCUUCAAGUAGCCCUCGUAACCAUAGGAAAAGAUCCGUUGAUGUUUCGCAAUUUUUCACAAAAUCACCAUUAAAAAAAAAAAAAAAUUAA